CUCCAGCCAUCAGCCAUGAAAUAAGCUGCAUCCCCCCAAAACAAGGGCAAAAAAAUAUUAUAAAAGCCCUCAUUUCUAAUCUUUCACUCAUCCCCCAAAUUUUUCAGUUCGAAGAUUUUUUUUCCUUUUUGUGGUUUACAGCUUGAGAUCUGAGAGCAAAGACCCUGUUUUUCAUUGGGGGUUUUUUGUUUGAAGUUCUUUGGUUGUAAACCUGAUUUUGUUUUUUAAAAUAAGACUUGAUUUUUAGUUUUAAUAUAUCUCUUUUUUAUUAUUUUGGGAUAAAUUUUUCAUUAGUUUUUUUUUGGGUCUUCGGAAUUGGAAUUUUUGGGGAAUGGAGGUUUCGGUAAUUAGGAGUUGUUCUCAGGCAACAAACCCUAAAACAGAAUUAGGGUUUAAGGAUUCAAGGUUUAGUUUCGGGAAAUUUAAUGAGAAACUAUUUUUCCGGAAACCAAACAGUGUUUCGUUUCAGAGUCCAUUAAGGAGGGGAAAAUCUGGGCUCAGAAUAACAGCGCAAGCUGCCCAAUCUGAUCCCCUCCCUAAAUCGAAGUCUUCUACAAAAUCCAAAACUCUUAAUAGAGUAAGAUUAUUUGCUGGCCUGCCUCUAGAUGUUGUGUCUGGUGGUACAGUCAACCAGUUUCGAGCAAUAUCAGCGGGGCUUAAAGCUUUGAAACUUCUCGGUUUGGAAGGUGUUGAAUUGCCUAUAUGGUGGGGAGUGGUCGAGCAUGAGUCGAUGGGAAAGUACGACUGGUCUGGCUACCUUACCAUUGCCGAGAUGGUUCGGAAAGCAGGUCUUAAACUUCACGUAACACUCUGCUUUCACGCUUCCAGUCAACCUAAGAUCCCACUUCCCGAGUGGGUACUUGAUAUUGGGAAAACCAAGUCCAAUAUCUUCUUCAAGGAUCGAGCUGGAAAGCCUUACCGAGGAUGUCUUUCACUGGCUGUUGAUGAGCUUGCUGUUCUUAAUGGGAAGACUCCAAUGCAAGUGUAUCAGGAUUUCUGCGAAAGCUUCAAGUCGGCUUUUUCGGCUUUCAUCGGUUCUACGAUCACGGGAAUCACAAUGGGUCUCGGACCAGAUGGUGAGCUUCGGUAUCCAUCUCACCGUGGGUUUGCCAAAAGUGACACAGUUCCGGGAGCUGGGGAGUUCCAAUGUUACGACAAAAACAUGCUUCACCUUCUUAAGCAACAUGCCGAAGCAUGCGGAAAGCCAAAGUGGGGACUAGGUGGCCCUCAUGAUGCACCCGCUUACAGCGAGUUGCCUACAGCAAACACCUUCUUCAAGGAUCAUGGUGGAUCUUGGGAAAGUCCUUAUGGUGAUUUCUUCCUUUCUUGGUACUCAAGCCAGCUCAUAGCUCAUGGAGAUCGCCUACUCUCACUUGCCUCUUCGGUUUUCAGUGAUAGUGCAGUGAACAUUUUCGGGAAAGUCCCGUUGAUGCACUCUUGGCACGGAACCCGCUCACAUCCUUCCGAGCUCACAGCUGGCUUCUACAACACUGCCACGAGAAAAGGCUACGAAGAAGUUGCAGAGAUGUUUGCAAGGAAUUCAUGCAAAAUCAUCUUGCCUGGGAUGGACCAGUCAGAUAAGUACCAGCAUAAGGAAUCUCUCUCAAGCCCUGAAUCAUUACUUGCUGAAAUUGGAACAGCUUGCAACAAACACGGGGUCGGAAUUUCCGGCCAGAACUCGACUGUCGGAGCUCCUGAUGGUCUUAAGCAGAUCAAGAAGAACAUGUUGAGUGAGAAUCUUAAUGACUCGUUCAUUUUCCAGAGGAUUGGAGCUCAAUUCUUCGCACCGGAGCAUUUUCCUUUGUUCAUUGAGUUUGUCCGGAAACUGAACCAACCUGAACUGCAUUCAGGCAAUCUGCCUACUAAAGAAGGCACCACCACCGCCACAGAUUCUGUACAUACAAGGUCAAAUCUGAGCAUCCACAUGCAAUCAGCUUAAGUAGAGAGGACAAUUAUGUGUAGAUAGCAUCCUUGUAAGGUACCAGAAGUCAGAAGAUAUUGGAUUGGAAAAAAAAAAAAAGAUUGUACCAUUUGACUGAGUACUGCAAAGACAUAGCUAAGCAAAUAUUUGCAGUAUAUACACCAAUUCUCUUUUAACUCUCCCUUUUAUAAAAUGAAAAUCGAAUAAA
Molecule: messenger RNA, 2129 nt
Organism: Gossypium arboreum
Lineage: Eukaryota; Viridiplantae; Streptophyta; Magnoliopsida; Malvales; Malvaceae
Product: inactive beta-amylase 9-like
Exons: 3
Coding region: 332-1939 (535 amino acids)
Biological process (GO): polysaccharide catabolic process
Molecular function (GO): beta-amylase activity
Source: RefSeq, a predicted model, not a curated record